GAUGCCACAAGACAGAAUGCACAGGACCUGCUGAAUCUAAAAAGGAAAACGUCUUUCUACUCCAGGGGGAAACCAUUAGGAGAUGCGGCUCUGUAUUUAUCCCUGCCCCUCGCAUGAGUAAAAACACCGGGAGCAGAUGAAGCUUUCUGGAGAGCUGGAGGUGAUUGCAUUAGGGCUGUGCCGUUUCCUUCGGUGUUUGAAAGUGGGUGAGAAAGAUCCAGCUGCCUUUUUCACGAGACUGAGUAGCAGGGUGUAAUUUCCAGGCGGACUCCCCUCUCCUUGGUUCCUCUCUAUGGAUGUGUGUAAGAGAAACGCAGCACCUGUUCUCAAUCUGAGCUAAAUCCAACAACAAAGAACCCAAGGACAUUUCUUUGUACGAUUAACAAUCUAACAAGGAGAAUCAAAAUUAAUCCAUUUGCCAUUUUACGGCUUUUUUGCGGGAAUCAGCAGGACUUAAAGACCCAGGCAAUGUGUGGCAAGGAAGGAUUGAUUUGAAAGUAUUAAUGAGCAGUGCCCACGUUUCUGUUACUGGAACAGAAAACCCUCCAAGCUUCACCGAGCUGAACAACAGGAACGGAGAAAGGCUUUCUUUAAAAGUUAAUUUGUUUAAUGCCAGCAGAGCAAACAGUGGCCUCAACGCUCCAGCCCUCAGCACAUGUGGAGCGUGCUACUCCACUUUUCAUCUGCUCUUUGAAGGAAGAUGACUUCAAAGCAGGAAGAUGCUGCCUUGAACAACUUUCUGCAGUUCAUUGAAGACAAGGGACUGAGGGCUUAUGAUGCCUUGGUGAUUCAAAAUGCCUCAGACAUUGCUCGUGAAAAUGACCGCAUGCGAAGUGAAACAAACUUGGCAUACCUCAAAGAAAAAAGUGAAAGAAGAUUGAGGCAAGAGGAAGCAAUAAAACGAUUAGGUGCAGAGGUUGGGAAAGGAAGUGAUGGCACUUGCAUGGGAAAACACUUCCGUUUGGGAUUCAUGACACUGCCUGCUCCUCAGGACCGCCUGCCACAUCCCUGUGCCAGCGGCUUUUCUGUCAGGUCUCAGUCACUUCAUUCUGUCGGAGGUGGUGAUGAUGAAAGUCAUGCCUGUGCUCGAAAACAGCCGCCUCCGAAGCCCAAGCGAGAUCCAAGUACAAAGCUCAGCAUCUCAGCAGAAACCGUCAAUGUGGGAUUUGCCGCAACGUCGGCAAUAGGAGGAACACCUGGAAUGGGAGGGACUCCUGGAACAGAAGGGACGCCAGGAAUAGAAGGGACAACAGGAGCAGGAGGAACACCAGCAACUGCUGGAAUAGGAGGGACACCAGUGCCAACUGGAACAGCACUGAAAGAGCAAGACAAAAAUGCAGCAAAACCCAGACCGCACAGCGAUGAAUACGGCAAAAAGAUCCCACCUCCGAAGCCGAGACGUGACCCAAACACACAGCUCAGCACUUCCUUUGAUGAAACCUACAGCACUAGACAAGGCAGCAGGAAGGCAAUGGCAGUGGGAAGCAAGGAAAAUUCUCUAGGACAAACGGUCAGUUCGUCCCAGGGCACUGACGAAGAGGAGCCUGUCUACAUUGAAAUGGUUGGGAAUAUAUUACGGGAUGUCAAAAGGGAUGAUGAUGAUCAAAGUGAAGCUGUUUAUGAAGAAAUGAAAUAUCCAAUGUUUGAUGAGGUGGCCCAGGACCUCAAGUGGAUCAGCGCAGCUAAUGCAGAUCCUCAUUCUCAGUGUGCCACUCCUACUGUGCCUGACCUGGAAAUCACAAAGUCUUCAGUGCCAUCCACCCCCAAGGGCUUCUUUUGUGAGAUUCCACCUCCAUUUCCAAACCUGCUUCCUCACCGCCCCCCACUCCUUGUGUUUCCCCCUGCUCCCACACAAUGCUCCCCAACCUCGGACGAGUCCCCUCUAACACCCUUGGAAGUCACUAAGCUGCCAGUACUGGAAACAAGUAUCUCCUACAUCAAACAGGCCAGUGCGUCCCCAUCAGCGCUGCCAGCUCAGGCGGUUGGGUACCAGAAAGUUGAGAAAGACCUGCCCCCUUCUCAUGGAAUAUGCACCACUGGAAGGGCCUCGUCUCCACCACUUCCUUCAACUCUUUACAGGACACCAUCACCUCAUAGUCUUCAAAGCCACUUCAGCCACUCAAUAUCCCCAUCCCCAGUCACCAUGGGUCGCUCCAUGACUCCUUUGGGCCUAAAAAGACCUCCACCCUAUGAGUCCAUCCAUCCAACACCAAGAUGUUCCUCCGCAGUGCCUCAGUCUACAUCAAAAGCCCCCAUUCAGGAAGGAGGCAAAACAGGAAACUCUUCGACAGGUCAUGGGGCUGUGCACACUGGGGCACGCUCCAGAACACCAACCAGCCCCCUCGAAGAGCUCAGUUGUCUCUUUACCUCAGGAAGGAGUCUGCUGAGGAAAUCCGCCAGUGGGAGGAAAUCCAAGGAACCCAUGGAAAAGCCAGGGGAGGACCUAAAGGGGCGAAGUUUUAGCUCUGAAAUGGUGUCAAAGUCAGAAGGCAAAGAGAAAGGCGCUCAUGGUGUUUCUGGAGAACCGAUCAAAUCUCAGGAAUGGGAUGGGAGCCCAAGGCCACCAGCGCCAGUGACGAGUCGAAUGGGGAUGUCCGCAGUCAGCCCGACUCAGUUAGCGGGACACAGCAGCUCUGAGACCACACAGCCAGAGGCCAAGGCGAGCUGCAAGCUGGGUCGAUCUGCUUCGACUUCAGGUGUACCUCCUCCAUCCACCACUCCUCUCAGGCAGUCCAGUGAGACACAACAGAGCCAGGCAUUGUAUCAGCAAUGGCUCUAUGGAGACAACACAAUACUUGAAAUGAUUGAGAAGAAGCGAUGUCUGUGCAAAGAGAUUAAGUCCCGGCAGAAGCCAGAUAAAGGCCUUUGUAAACAAGACAGCAUGCCCAUCCUUCCCAGCUGGAAGAAAAACAGCGCUACAAAGAACCUGAAACCGGCUGCACCUCCCUGUACCAAACAGCAAACUGUUCUGUGGGACACAGCGAUCUGACAAAAGUCCUCCGUGAAACAUGCUUCCCCCAAGGUUUCGACCUCUGACCUCCACAGGACCCCUCAAAGGGUCAUUUCCGAGAAUGACCGUUGCGACCUUUGCCAUCCCAUCGGUCAGCCCACCUGGCCAAAUUCAGCGUCCAUGAUUGAGUUUGCCUUGAGGAGACCCUGGUUCACUGUGACUGGAGCCAACACAGCACAUCACAUGAAAGAGGCUCAAUGACCAGGCAGAUCAGCCAGAGAGGCAGCACCUGAGUCCUUGCUGCCUGCUGGGAAUUGUUUAACAUUGUAAGAAUAAUCACUAAACAGCUGUGCUGUUACGUGAAAGGAUUUUAAUAUAAUUAGUUUUAUCGUCCACUUUCAAGAAAUUGCAAUCAAUCAUAGAGGUAGGCAUGGAAGGAGCUGGGUUGUCGAGGGCAGCUCUAUUCUACACCACCCCAGUGGAACAUUCCCCCCACUCUGUGUGGGGUUAUGUGUACCAAACAUGUCCUUUCUCAACAGACCGUCAGUGCUGCUGCCCAGGAAGCACUGAUGAUAUGUUCUUGGCCGACUCAAAACACUUUGUUCUACAAGCACUUUUCUAAUCAGUUUCUAAAACAAGGGAAGAUGACAGUCGCUCUGCAGGGGAUACAGAAAUUUACAUGCUAGUUGUUGAUAUAAUUGAACAGGGUCCGAUUCUGACAAAUGUCAGUAAAGUUUGGUGGUCUGCAUCAACAUUGUGUACUAUACAACACAGCCCCUCUCCAGCCUUCCGGCCCUAUCUAAGCUGCAGCUAUUGAUAAGGGUUUUUUUUCAAAAAAGAAGGAAACUUUAUCAACACGCAGAGCAUUAGGGAUCAAAUUCUUAGAAGACCAAACCAUCAGGAUGAGAUUUUUGGUGCUUAUAGCUCUGUGAAGCAAUGUAGGAGAGAAUUUCCAAACCUGCACCCGAGUAUAUUGGAUCAACUGGGCCUGAGGGAACAUUGGGCAUUUACAUAACUGCCCCUAUACUGGACCGCAAGUGGGCUGAUUCUCCCUCCCCGGGGGGAGAACACUCCAAUCCAGCUCUUAUGGUAACACUUGGAGGACUUAGAUUCUCCUCAAGCAAUUGGUUCCAACACUAGAAAAUCUCCCCUUGGUUUGACCAGAAUCUGUGCAAUGUAAUUUCAAUAGAGGCUGUUAGCUCCAAACCUAUUGAAAAGUAAGUGAAGGCUUUUAAAUAUUUUCUACUAUUGUGUAUGAUUGACCUAUGCUAUAUCUAUACAUAAUAUAUAUAUAUAUAUAUAUAUAUACAGACAAAUUCUGAUGUUAUUGUCUUGUAUUCACUUCUCUUGAUUUUUAUUUGUAUAUUUAAAUAAUAGUGUGAACUUUAUAUUAUUUUUGUGUAAAUCACACUGUGAUUAAAAAAGAGAGAAAGCACAGUCAAGGCACAACAGAUUAUCACAGUCAGCGCAUGCAUCCCACACUGAUCAUCGGGUAUCCGAAGCUAAACACAGUUCACACACUUCAUACUGAUCAGAAUGCAUACACCUCUUACUGAUCAUGGUGCUGAUACCGAUUAAGACCACACCAGGCAAAUCUAAUAAUGAUUGGGAUGAGUUCCCCAAGAGGAAAUCUUUGUGAUCACAAUCAAUAUCGAUAACAAUGCAAGUUCCCAAUGUCAAACAGAAGAUGUACACCCAGCAAUACUCACACUGCACAUUCUUUAUCAUCCUGCGUCCAAAUAACGCCGAGGAUAUCACUAGUAACCAACAAAAACCAUUGGGCACUUAUCCGAAAUAAAUAUAUAUCAAUGUUCAACAUUAAUCGCAGUCAGUGCCCACCCCUCAACAUCAAUCCGUGUACACACAUCACCAUCAGUCACUGUCUGUUUAUGUCUUCCACAGUCAAUAGGUGACAUAUAGCCAAGCUGCAGCAUCAAUCAGUCAAUGCCCAUUCUCUGGGAUUGAGAGGUUAAUGUGCACAUGUUCUGAGUAAUGAACAUAAUCAAUGUAUUCAAGAUAUUACUGCAAAUAGUUAACCCCAUUCGCACUUUGAUCAGAACUGGAAUACACAGCGAAUGAAGAGUGUGCGAUCAUUCUAAUUUCAAUUAGAGGUAAUGCAGACACCGAAAUCUAACUGCAGUCACCUCCACAUUAAUGAGAUUCAGUUUCUCAGAAGCCAGAUCAACUCUCGUGAGGGUGAACACAGUGAAGGCAAAUCACAAGUGGAGAAGACAGUGAAUACGUCCCAAAACAAAUUGCACUCCGUCCACUUGUUCCAGCAUUAAUCACAUUCAGGGCAUUCAACUCAGAAUCGAUUCGGAGUUAAGACCCAUGAUCCUGCAUAGAUCUUAAGUGGUGCCUGAAUCCAAACAUUGAUCACAGUCAAGAUAAUAAAAUGU
Molecule: messenger RNA, 5349 nt
Organism: Stegostoma tigrinum
Lineage: Eukaryota; Metazoa; Chordata; Chondrichthyes; Orectolobiformes; Stegostomatidae
Gene: nyap2a
Product: neuronal tyrosine-phosphorylated phosphoinositide-3-kinase adaptor 2a
Exons: 7
Coding region: 701-2989 (762 amino acids)
Biological process (GO): phosphatidylinositol 3-kinase/protein kinase B signal transduction; neuron projection morphogenesis
Source: RefSeq, a predicted model, not a curated record